GGGCGGAAACGCGGCGCGGUGACAGCUGGGUAAAAUCCUCCGACAUCCAGGAAGAAGGCGACGAAGCCCAGUCUGCUCGGCGACCUGCUCACUGCACACUCCCUCGGCGAGAUAACGGACCAAAUCACUGCUUGACCAGGUAUGGCAGAGUUGGCGAGUCUGGUGCAGCGGCUGGAGGUGGCGGUGGGCCGUCUGGAGUCCAUGUCGGGCCCUGGAGGCAGCGCCGGAGGUUCUGCUGGAGGAGCUGUGAGCGCCUUCGUGGAGGCCUUUGACGAGAUCAUCAGCGGCCCACUGGCUCAGUACCUGACCCUCAGCCAGCAGAUCGGAGGCGACGUCCAGAAACACGCAGAAAUGGUGAAGCAGGGAUUCAUCAACCAGAGACAACUCCUCCUCACAGCCUCGUCCUCCCAGAAGCCCUCUGAUACGGUUCUCACCAGCCUCCUGCAGCCGGUGUCCAAAGCCAUCCAGCAGGUCCAGGCGUUCCGCGAGCAGAACCGCAGCUCGCCGCACUUCAACCACCUCUCCGCCGUCAGCGAGAGCGUCCCCGCCCUCGGCUGGGUCGCCAUGGCUCCUAAACCGUGUCCCUACGUCAAAGAGAUGCAGGACGCUGCCAUGUUCUACACCAACCGUGUGCUCAAGGACUUCAAGGAGAAGGAUAAGACGCAUGUGGACUGGGUGAGGGCCUACAUCAACACCUGGGCCGAGCUGCAGAACUACAUCAAACAGCACCACACCACCGGACUGGCCUGGAGCAAGAGCGGUCCCGUGGCUUCGGCCUCUGCGGCUCCUCCCAGCGCUCCCGCCGGUGGAGCUCCUCCUCCGCCUCCUCCUGGACCUCCUCCUCCCCCCAUGGACCUCAGCACGUCCGGCGGCGACUCGGGUUCUGACAAUCGCAACGCCCUGUUCGCCUCCAUCAACAAGGGCUCCGACAUCACCAAGGGCCUGAAGCACGUGAGCGACGACCAGAAGACCCACAAGAACCCGAAUCUGAGGACUCAGGGGGCCGCUCCGGUUCGUACUGGACCCAAACCCUUCAGCUCCCCCAGCACCCGACCGGCCACCGCCACCACCCCCGCGACCCGCACGCUGCCCCCGGUGUUUGAGCUGGAUGGCAAGAAGUGGAAAGUGGAGAACCAGGAGGGAGCGCUGAACCUGGUGAUCAGCGACACCGAGCUCAAGCAGGUGGUUUACGCUUACAAGUGCAACAAGAGCACCCUGCAGGUCAAAGGCAAGCUCAACUCCAUCACCAUCGACAACUGUAAGAAGAUGGGGCUGGUGUUUGACGACGUCGUGGGCAUCGUCGACGUCAUCAACUGCAAAGACGUCAAGGUCCAGGUGAUGGGGAAGGUUCCAACCAUCUCCAUCAACAAGACGGACGGCUGCCACGUCUACCUGAGCAACGACUCGCUGCAAUGUGAGAUCGUCAGCGCCAAGAGCUCCGAGAUGAACAUCCUGGUCCCCCAAAAAGACGGAGAGUUUACGGAGCUCCCGGUUCCUGAGCAGUUCAAGACCGUCUGGGAUGGAAAGAAGCUCGUUACCACAUCAACAGAGAUCGCCGGGUAGACGGGUUAAGAUGGCCGCCCCUCCUCGACACCAUCCCCACCAGACUGAUCGACGCCCCACCAGCUAACUGUCACACUGUAGACUGAGAUUCGGACCUCAUGAGUUCUUUCUCCUUCCCUUCCUCCUUAUCAGCCAAUCACAGCUUCAGCUGUUCCUUCUGUAAGCCAAUGAGAGGACUGCUCGCUUUAUCUGGAGCAAAUCCUCCAGCCAAUCAGCAGGGAGCAGCUUUGUCAUUGAAAUUGGUUUUCCCCCCGCGAGCACUUUUCGAAAACAUUCACGAGUUUUGCCAACAGCUGGGAUGCUCUGUAUCAUGUUUUGUAUCUAUCUGGAUAAUGCUGAGCUAAAUUUAGCACGUAGAUUAGCCAACAACAACAAAAGCACUGCAGCCAAUCAGGCUCUUCAUCAUCAGGAUGCUUCUUGGUUUCUGCUCUUCCUGGUCAGGGGGGGCUGCUGUUUAAGUUGUGCCCUGAUAGGUUGUCUGUUCCAUUAUAUGCAAUUCACUGGUGACGCACUCGUCAGAACAAAAGCCCUUUUCCAGAAGAUAACGGCUUCCAUAUCACCUCCACUGGUGUCGGCUGCAGCGAUAUUAACAUUCAUCGUGGAUAAUAAUGUUAAAACGUAACCGUCAGCACUCUGAGAGCACACGCAUAGGAGUCAGAAUCAUCACCAAGCUCCAUCUAGAUGAUGUCGGAACAGUUUCCAUGUGCUUUCCCUUAAACCCGCACAUUCCCAGGUGUUAAAAACAUUCCACGUCAGGAGGCAUGUCAGAAAAGUUUGCGAUAAAGAGCAAAGAGAUGUUUGCACAAAGUGGACGAGAAAUGAGACGACUGAGGGAGAUAAUCGGUGGUAGUUGCAUCUUCACCUCAGUCUCUAGAUUGGAAUAAUCAUCUGUAUAGAUAUGAAUAAAUAAUGAAUAGUCUUUAAAUAUUAGCCCAACCAUCAUCAGCGACUCUUCUCGCCGUGUCUGCACUCUCUGGUUCCCUUCAGCUCUCGUAGCUGAGGAGCUCUUCGCUCAGUUUUCUUUUAUACUGUCUCUUUUUCUUUUACCUCUUUUUAUUUUUAUUUUUGGGUCCAAAAUCAGAAAUCUGCUCAUUAGUACUGGAGACAUCAUUAAAAAUGUUGCAAUAAAA
Molecule: messenger RNA, 2693 nt
Organism: Stegastes partitus (bicolor damselfish)
Lineage: Eukaryota; Metazoa; Chordata; Actinopteri; Pomacentridae
Gene: cap1
Product: CAP, adenylate cyclase-associated protein 1 (yeast)
Exons: 13
Coding region: 142-1563 (473 amino acids)
Biological process (GO): cell morphogenesis; cytoskeleton organization; actin filament organization
Cellular component (GO): cytoplasm
Molecular function (GO): adenylate cyclase binding; actin binding
Source: RefSeq, a predicted model, not a curated record